GAUUCUUGAUCGUUACGUUCCCCGCGAUACCAAGAACAAUACCAGUGCCUUUCCCCCUUUAAUAGGGUUGGUUUAUAGUGCUCACCGUUGUCUUAGUCCUUUCCAUAACCUGGAUCGGUUUGGCGACAAACCCAACGUCCAAUCUACAUAGGGCGUAAUUUACUCUCUCAACAAGUUUACUAUAUAUUAUUCGCACAUACCUAACUAUACUAUUUCCCCAACCUUCCCUUUAAUUCCACUUAGACAUACCCUGAACUCCUACGUCAGCCGCACCAUGCCUACCAUAAGAACACUCACAGAAGACGACAUAGAGUACUGGUCCGGCGACCGCCCCGACAAGGGCUACCUCUACCCGCUGCACGACGUGGGGCUCUCCGUCGCGCCCGUGAUCCUGCGCAUCAGCUGGGCGGAGGAGGCGCUGGCGAACGGGCACGACGUCAACCGGCUGCACAGCGCGAUGGGGCGCCCCUUGCACACGGCGAUUGAGAACCCGCAGCACAUGGACUGCCGCACCGGCGCGGUGCUGGACCACUACGAGAGCCUCGACCUCGUGCGCUGGCUGCUGGAGCGCGGCGCCGACCCCCGGCUCAGGGACACGCGCGGCAAGAGCGCGAUGGACCGCGCCUGGUGCCUCGCCAGGUACCGCAAGGAGCAGCGGGACCCGCUCGCGGGGUUCUGGGACCAGGCGCGCGCCAUGAUGGUCAGAGCUGCGAGGAAACUAGAAGGUUGGGUGCUGCUGGAUGCCGCGUGAUGCCUACAUACCGACUCCCACACGUUUGACCCCGCUUAUCCACCACUACCUACCAUCAUUGCCAUUACUAAUAUCAUUACCAUUACCAUUACCGUUUCCAUUUACCAUUAUACCGAAAUAACAGCUGGCUAACUUGUGCAUUCAUUGAUACAUAUCUAGCGAUCGAAGGGCGGCAAAACGGGCUCUGCUACCGCGUGCGAUGCUUCUUCGGCAUCGGGCGGGACCCCAAGGACAACAUGUGCGUGUUCUGCCGGCUCAAGUACUUCGGACACCAGGCGGGCAAGACGCGAACGGGGAAGCCGUGUGGGUAUUGCAAGGAGGAGAAGGCUCAUGGGUGGCAUUAUAAGCCCGUGGCCCCCCUUAGGGGUGGGAAGGGUAAUGGGAGUAAAAGGGGGAAACGACAGUAAGGGAUGGAUGACGGCGUGGUGUGUGAUAUUUGAUAUAGGGAUUAUGUAGGGAGGUAAGUAUCUGGGUAGAUGUGAUGAUAGGAUGAUAACG
Messenger RNA from Hypoxylon fragiforme, 1249 nucleotides. RefSeq lists its product as uncharacterized. The coding region runs from base 275 to 751 and encodes 158 amino acids. NCBI's taxonomy places the organism in Eukaryota, Fungi, Ascomycota, Sordariomycetes, Xylariales, Hypoxylaceae. The record is from RefSeq and is a predicted model, not a curated record. The transcript has a single exon.